Beauveria bassiana ARSEF 2860 is the source of this 3621-nucleotide messenger RNA. Its product is annotated as MutS domain V. The transcript is spliced from 4 exons. Gene Ontology annotation, molecular function: ATP binding; mismatched DNA binding; ATP-dependent DNA damage sensor activity. Bases 1 to 3621 code for a protein of 1206 amino acids. The record is from RefSeq and is a predicted model, not a curated record. Gene Ontology annotation, biological process: mismatch repair. NCBI's taxonomy places the organism in Eukaryota, Fungi, Ascomycota, Sordariomycetes, Hypocreales, Cordycipitaceae. Gene Ontology annotation, cellular component: MutSalpha complex; nucleus.
AUGGCCGGCGACGACACCAAUCCUACGCGCACUCCGGCGCGACAGCCGGCAAAGGCUGCAGCAUCGAUAUCCUCUUCCGCCAAGCAAAAGUCAAUCAUGUCUUUCUUCCAGAAAUCAUCGCCGGCUGCGACGCCCUCGCCAGCUGCACGCAAACAGGUCUCUUCUGAUCCCAGUUCGUGUCUAAAGGAGACAAAGGCCAACCUCUUACCAAAGGCGAAGUCUGCGCAGAAACUCUCGACACCUGUGCCUUCGAGCGACGCGUUAGAACCCAGCAGCUCGCAGGAGAAUCUUGACGCAGUUUCUCGCAGCAAAAAUGCACCCAGCUCCCCAACCAUGGCCCUCAAAGCGACGCCCAAGCCUCGAUCAGCGCUCAAGGACUCUGCCGGUAGUAGCCCCGGAAGGAAGUCACGAAAAGCCGUGAGCUAUGCAGAAUCCUCGGAAGACGACGAGCCUGUGUCGACCCUAAACCGCCGCCGCACUAGGACGCGACCGGUUCUGGACGACGAGGACGAGUACGGUGAUGAUGGCUCUGCCGAAGUGCAAGAUGACGAAGAUGAUAUUGACGAUUUUGUUGUUUCGGACGAAUCGGACGGCGACACCCCUAGGCCUAAGAAGAGGAAGCGACCAUCGCAACCGGCCAGCGCCCGAAAGCGAUCAAACAUCUCGCCCCCCGCAAAAGACGAGCUGAGCGAUCUAAAUGAGGACGAAGUCAUGACCGACGUUCCGCCACCGGCUAGUGCUAAGCAAUGGAACUAUGACCCCGAGUCCGCAGAGAAGCGCCCCGUCACUACCCCAGCUGAGCGUGCUGCCAAAGACCCAAAGAGAAAGGAAAAGGCCUACACAAAGGAACCCGAGGAACGCUAUUCUUGGCUCUCUAAGAUAAGAGACAAGGAGAGACGCGAGCCAGGAGAUCCAGACUACGACCCACGAACUAUUUAUAUCCCCCCUCUCGCUUGGAGCAAAUUCUCCCCAUUUGAAAAGCAGUACUGGGAGAUCAAACAAAAUCUUUGGGACACAAUCGUUUUCUUCAAAAAGGGAAAGUUCUACGAGCUAUACGAAAACGAUGCCACGAUCGGCCAUCAGGAAUUUGACUUCAAAAUGACCGAUCGCGUCAACAUGCGCAUGGUCGGGGUGCCGGAGAGUGUUCUCGACCAUUGGGUGAAUCAAUUCAUUGCCAAGCAGUACAAGGUUGCAAGGGUGGACCAAAUGGAAACCAAUCUGGGCAAAGAGAUGCGCGAAAGACAAGACAAGACUGGAAAGAAGGCCGACAAGGUGAUUUCUCGUCAACUUGCCUGCGUCCUGACUGCUGGAACAUUGGUGGACGGCAGCAUGCUCCAAGAUGACAUGGCUGCGCACUGUGUUGCCAUUAAGGAAUCUGUUGUAGACGGGCUCCCUGCCUUUGGCAUCGCGUUUGUCGAUACAGCUACUGGCCACUUCUUUCUGACCGACUUCAUCGACGACGUUGACUUGACAAAGUUUGAGACGUUCAUUGCACAAAUAGGUCCGCGAGAAAUGCUGCUCGAGAAGUCGCAUCUCUCGACCAAGGCCAACAGAAUUCUGAAAAACAAUACCAGCCCUACCACAAUCUGGACAUAUUUGAAACCGGACGUUGAAUUUUGGGAUGCCGACACCUGCAGACGUGAGCUCAACGCUGCGAAUUACUUUUCAACGGAAAAAGGGAGCGAGGGCUCGUGGCCAGAAGCUCUUGAGAAGGAAAAGGACAAUGACCGAGUCAUGUCGGCGGUUGGUGCUUUGAUCUGGUAUCUGCGCUUUCUCAAAUUGGAGCGACCCUUGCUUUCCCAGAGCAAUUUCUCCUUGUACAACCCCAUCCAAAAGAACGGCACUCUCAUUCUUGAUGGCCAGACCCUGAUCAAUCUCGAGAUCUUCUCCAACUCUGUUAACGGCGGCAGCGAAGGCACGUUGUUCCAGCUUCUUAACAAGUGCAUCACACCCUUCGGCAAACGCCUUUUCCGACAAUGGGUCGCCCACCCUCUACAGAACAUUGAUAGAAUCAAUGAGCGCUUAGAUGCAGUGGACAUGCUCAACAAAGAUCCAUCUGUUCGUGAGCAAUUUUCCUCUCAGCUAGUGAAGAUGCCUGACCUGGAGCGUUUGAUCUCUCGAAUUCAUGCCUGCUCGUGCAAGCCAGAGGACUUUGUCCGCGUUCUGGAGGGGUUUGAGCAGAUUGAGUACACCAUGACCCUGGUUUCUGCUUUCAAAGGCAGCAAUGGCUUGCUUGAUCGCCUGAUCUCUGCCAUGCCCGACCUCGAGGAGCCGCUCGCCUACUGGAGAAAUGCCUUUGACAGACCAAAGGCAAAGCAGGACAAGAUUCUCAUUCCUGAGCGCGGCAUUGAGGAAGAUUUCGAUGCUAGCUUGGAGCGCAUAGAGACUAUAAAAAGCCAGCUUCAGGAGCUGCUGGCAGACAAGAAGGUGGAGCUCAAGUGCAAGUCGCUCAAAUUUACCGACGUCGGUAAGGAAAUUUACCAAAUCGAAGCACCCAAAGCGACCAAAGUUCCUUCCAGCUGGCGCCAGAUGUCGUCCACCAAAGACGUGAAGCGAUGGUACUUUUCAGAGCUGACAGCUCUCGUCCGUGAGCUCCAGGAAGCCGAAGAGACUCACUCACAAUUGGUCCGUGACGUCGCUGCUCGCUUCUGCAAAAAGUUUGACGUCGACUACGAGCUCUGGCUCUCCGCUAUCCAGGUCAUCGCCCAGCUGGACUGUUUGGUCAGCCUGGCCAAGGCAUCGUUGUGUCUGGGCGAGCCAAGUUGCCGCCCACAAUUUGUAGAUCAAGACAGAAGCCUCGUUGAGUUUGAAGAGCUGCGCCAUCCAUGCAUGCUGAGCACGAAUGGUGACUUUAUUCCGAACGACAUCAAGCUUGGUGGCGAGCAAGCCAACAUUAACCUGCUCACGGGCGCGAACGCUGCAGGCAAAUCUACAGUGCUAAGAAUGUCUUGCAUUGCCGUCAUCAUGGCGCAAAUUGGCUGCUACGUACCAGCUAUUUCCGCAAAGCUCACGCCUGUGGACAGAAUCAUGUCGCGUCUUGGUGCCAACGACAACAUUUUUGCAUCGCAGUCUACCUUUUUUGUUGAGCUUUCUGAAACCAAGAAGAUUUUGUCCGAAGCCACUCCCCGAUCACUCGUCAUUCUCGACGAGCUUGGUCGUGGCACAAGUUCGUAUGAUGGUGUUGCGGUUGCUCAAGCUGUACUGCACCACGUGGCGACGCACAUAGGCUGUGUCGGGUUCUUCGCCACGCAUUACCAUUCUAUUGCCACAGAGUUUGAGAACCAUCCGGAAAUCAGAGCCCGUCGCAUGCAGAUUCACGUCGACGACCAGGAGCGCCGCAUCACCUUUCUCUACAAGUUGGAAGAUGGCGUUGCCGAGGGCAGUUUCGGCAUGCACUGCGCCGCCAUGUGCGGCAUCUCCAACAGUGUGAUUGAGCGCGCCGAGGUGGCAGCCAAGGAAUGGGAGCAUACAAGCAGGCUCAAGGAUUCUCUGGAUAAGGCAAAGACUGGGUGUUACAUUCCGCUGGGUAUCCUCAGCGAUGUGGGCAAUCUGCUGGGCGACAAGGGCGAGAUCGGCGAUAAGGGUAUCGAUGUCCUUUUGCGUGCUAUUGAAUGCCUGUAG